AUGUCUACUUCAAUUCAACAACCAACACAACUUACUCGUGAUGAAACGCGUAUAUUAGAAGAAUGUGAACAAGAAUCAUUAAUUUAUCGAAGUUUACCAUUUAGUGUUUGUGCAUUUUUUGCAAUACAAUAUGCUAUGUCAAAAAAUAUCAUUUCAACAAAAGCAAAAUGGUUUAAACUUGGUGCUGGUGUAUUUGCUGGUUAUAUGAUUGGAAAAUUUUCUUAUGCCAUAGCUUGUCAAAAGAAAAUUCUAAUGAAAAUUCCUGAUAGUAAUUUAGCAAAAAUAAUUCGUGGUGUUGAAAUUCGACAAAUAUCAAAUAUUAAUGUUAAUAAUCACGAGCAAAGGCAAACGAAUAAUUUGAACGAAGCUGUUAUACUUGAAUCAGAUACUCAUCUAACAUCAAUAGAUAUUAAUCAAUAUGGUGAUCCAAUUUAUAAGACAAAUAAAUAA
This is a messenger RNA of Rotaria sp. Silwood1, 450 nucleotides long. NCBI's taxonomy places the organism in Eukaryota, Metazoa, Rotifera, Eurotatoria, Philodinida, Philodinidae. The record is from the annotation of a GenBank genome assembly.